AUUAUUUAAGGGCCUUUAUAUAGUUAACACCGUAAGUAGACAUCCGUCUGAAGCCGAAUAAAUUUAUGGACUACUCGAUGCCAUGAUUACCUCCCCACGCAACCUGUCAAGGCCUAACAAAAGCAGUUCAUUGUCAUGGCUAGCUUAAAGGCACGUCUUCAUAUUCUUCUGCUUCCAUACUACACGAGGCCUGGUGGCAAACUUUGUGGACCUCCAUCUCCAAGCGCAUAAAGUAAGUUCGCUAAGGGUUUGGGGCGCAAGAAGUUAUAUUUUACAUCAUACAUAGGCCGCAUUUGCGCCGCGUCAUUAGGCAGGCAGCUGUCGGUGGCGGACCCCGGGCCGCCGAACCGAGAGCGACGAGUGUCGCCUACCUGAUUGCCACUUUUAUGACUGCAUACUAGUAGGGCUGAAUGUCCAACUCACACGACUUACCACUCCUCAAGAAGCGCUUUCAUCGGUGGCAAACUUGACAGUUAAAGGGGACUACUGGGAACAGCUUGUUUCAAUUGGUCUGUAUCUCUGCUAAACGACUUUGGGAAUGGGCGUCGCCCAAAAUCGCCGAGGCGUUGACCAUACCUAGGCCUGUAUGCAUAUGCAUGGUGCUGCAGUCUAUCGAUAAACGCUUACAUUCGGUCACAAUGUGCAAACUCCCAUGCCUCAUGAAACCGAUAUUGUUACUGACAGGUGGGUUGCUUAUGCAUGCGUCGCGGUUACUUUGGCGCGCUAUAGCUCGAUGGUUGCAUUUCUAGAACAAGAAUUCAAUGGUUUGGCACUGGUCCAAGUGCCACAGACGUCGUAGCUAACGAAUAUGAUGGGCGGCUUCCUUAACGAUCCGUUUCGAGUGAGGGUCAAGGUUGGAGUGUUCCAUCCACAUGUUCGGACUCCUUGCCAGUCACACGCCAGACUGAAAGGAUAUCAAGUAACCGCAGAUGUAUAUUGCUUAUCAUGUUGUAUAAAGAUUAAUUCGCCUUGGAAAUGGCCAAUUCGCCUUGUUGGAUUCAUUCGCCUUGGUGACAUCUUGGCUUUGCACAUGGACGCCAUGAUGACAAAUCAGCUUCUGGCAAAACUACACGUACGUUGACGUUAUCUGGUCGUAUCCUCACUUCCAGCUGUCGUUUUGCGGCAUGUCUUCGUAGAGUGCGGUGUUGUAGUUGAGUAGGACAGGAGCAAGCAAUGGGGAGAGGUUCGCAUGUGAACCGCGAGUACAGGCAUACGCUGGCCGAGCGCUGGAAGGGCGGGAUGGACAAACGACGUACUUGUGCCCUUGCUGCUUGCUGCUUACUAACACAUACGUGCAACACGUACUGAGGUGUCAUCCACCCCCGCAUACCCCUAUGUUCACAGAAUGCGAAGCUAACAUACAUUAUCAACGUACGAGGAGUUUACGAAACUCCCAUUUACUACUUGGCAGUUGGCAGCAACAACAAGCACAGAUAACUAACGUACUGGCUUACCGUCCACGUGGCAAUGGCGCCGCCGACAUUAUUACCAAAAGAAAUGGCGUGCAGAGGAUCUUCCAGAAAGCAGCUGUGGUGGCCCUACGUGCCACGCAUCCCGCUGGCAGCCUUGCUGGUUCUGGUCUGGGUGUUUUCUUCCUCGACCUGUAGUGGCACAGUCCCCGGGUCGCUCCAGCUUUACUCUACUUAACUAAUAUAGGCUUGAUUGGAUGACUUGGUUGACGAUGAAGAAGAAGGAUUAUAGGUUGAGAGGUAGUGGAAAGACUAGCGUCAGCCAGCUUUAAAUAGGGCGCCGCCCUGUACGACUCAUUCAGAUCAUCCAUUCCGGGAUCGGUUACUCGAGUCGCAUUGCGAGAUCAUUAGCGUCAUCAUAGACGUGGCUACUAGCCUCUUUAGGCGUAUGACCCAUACUUAUAUUUCCACUUAUAAAUCCACCUUGUGACCACUGAAACAGGUACGUGCUUACGUUUAUAGGACUGUAUGUAGGCUAAUGAGCUUGACUUUGCACGUAGCUAGGUAGGCUUGCAGCAGCAUGGGCCUUACUUUAUUUGGAGCCACUUCAUGCACUACACCUGCACUACAUGUCUGUCUGUAUGUGCAAUUCAAAAUGACACAUCAGGGUACAGACACACGCAGUAAUGUCACCACAAGGGUAAUUAGGCCAAUACCUGCAGGCGAUGCAUGGACGAACUCGUAUAAAUCGCAGUAACGAUAGCUAUUAACAGUGUUGCGUGAUCAGUACCCCAAUUUUGGUUCUUCAUACUUAAUUUUGCCGUCUUGUAUACCCUCCAGGUGGCACCACCUGCAACUUGUAUAACUGGAAUAGUGGCGAUUACUGUGGCUACGCCACUCCGUAUGGAAACAUAUGUUGCGCCAACGGCAUGUGCUGCUCAGUGUUCGGUACAUGUGGCUAUUCAUCCUUAGAAUGCGGUAGUUACUGUCUAACGGGAUACGGUACAUGCUAUGUGUCACCCAGCCCUCCACCCAGCCCUUUUUCACCGCCGCCCAGCCCUCCAUACAGCCCUACAUGGUUCAGGCCUCCACCACCCGGGCCGCCGCCUCCACCCAGCCCUUUAUCACCGCCGCCCAGCCCUCCACCCAGCCCUACAUGGUUCAGGCCUCCACCACCCGGGCCGCCGCCUCCACCCAGCCCCUUAUCACCGCCGCCCAGCCCUCCACCCAGCCCUACAUGGUUCAGGCCUCCACCACCCGGGCCGCCGCCUCCACCCAGCCCUUUAUCACCGCCGCCCAGCCCUCCACCCAGCCCUACAUGGUUCAGGCCUCCACCACCCGGGCCGCCGCCUCCACCCAGCCCUUUAUCACCACCCAGCCCUCCACCCAGCCCUUUAACACCACCCAGCCCUCCACCCAGCCCUUUAACACCACCCAGCCCUCCACCCAGCCCUUUGACACCCACCCCUCCGCUCAGCCCUUCGGUGCCCAGCCUUUUAUUACCACCCAGUCCGCCGCCUCCUCCCAGCCUUUUAUUACCACCCAGUCCGCCGCCUCCUCCCAGCCUUUUAUUACCACGCAGCCCGCCACCCAGCAAUUCGACACCCACGUCAUCAGGUGUACAUGCGCCGCCAGCACCGCCAUGUGAGUCUUAUCGCAAUAAUUACCGGUACUGUUUUGAUUUCCAGACAGUUGAAUGAUUGCGUGUUCCGGUGUGCCUACCUGCACCGUUCGAGCCGGCAGGAAGGGGGGGGGGGCAAUGACACAAGUGAGAAACCGACUUUGAUAGUAAUUUGGGUCAUCAGGUUCCCAUACGGGCCGCCGCUUAGCUUGGGGGCAGCUCUGCUUUGAUGGUUCCUGAUAGGUGUGCAGGAGAUGCGAGCUAACAUGUGCCAAAGGACCUUCACAACUAACGUGCAACAUAUGGGCCCUUUCCUAAUAAUACCUUGAUUGCAUCUUAACAUUGCCCGCGUACCGUGAUUGCUUUAUUUCCUAUUUGCCGUUACGUAUGUAUGUAAUGCAGCUCUUGAGGCGGCCGCAGCAGCCGUCCCAGCAGCGGCACAGAAUGUGACGACGCCAAGUUCCCUUCCUCCACCGCCACCAAGUCGGCCACCACCACCACCAGGGCCGACCGCUGCUGGUGCAGCGCAAGAUAGCGGGGCAUCGUCAGACAGUUCACAGCUGCGUCCAGCCAUUAUUGGAGCUUUGUGCGGUGUGGCUGGAUGUGUGGUCCUUGCAAUCAUUGGUGUUCUGCUGUAUCGUAGCAGGCAUGCGGCACCCAUCCAACCGCACCAUGUCUCGAUCGUCAUACAGUCCCCGUCCAGCAGCCCUACAAAAGCUGAUGGGAAUGCCCCGGUCGUUCUAGCCCUCGAUGCAACGGGUGAGCUAAAGAAGCCAUCACAUCCUUCAUCAGCAGGUGCUAGAGAUGAGCAGCAGGCCAGCAACCCCACAGAACGUGUAACAGCAUGGCCUUCGCAAACCCAGCAUGAGAAGCACGGCGGCGGUGCGACAACUGCCGGCAGUCUGCUACCUCCAGAGAGCCGAGAGCUAGCCCACCAGAUGAUGUCAAGCAUUGACGCCCUGCACGUCAAGGUUGGGACCAUCAAGGACGCCAUUCAAAAUCAAAGCAGCACAGCCGAGGCGAUGGCAAAAGACAUCAAGAAGGAAUUGAAUGUUGUGGCAAAGUUCAUAGCGCAGAUCGACAUGAAUCCAAUGCCUGCAUGGCAUAUCAUCAUUCCCGCAGAGAAUCCGGAGGAUCCCAAGAGGCUUGCCUGGCUCUGGUGGCAUACCCAGCGGAUAGGAAAGGAGAAAUACCGGCUGCACCUGCUGUGUGAACACCACGACAUGCCACACCUGACUGACCACCCGGGUUACGAGCUGCAGCGACCAAGGGAGUUUUUGCGGAAGUACGAGCCCGUCCUGAGAGUUGGGGUGAAGGUUCUCAGCAUGAGCAUCACAAUGGCCCUGAGUAGGGGGGGUCAAGAGCUGGCCAACGUCCUCGGAUGGCUAGCUGAUCACUACUUGGACAACAAAAUGAAUCCUUACAAGAAGGUGAACGUCUUACUUGACGAGCUCCGCAAGGCACACCGAGGCAGCGGCAGUGGAGGGAAAAGGAACGGAGGGCUCCCCAUUGAAAAACGUUUGGCGAUGGAUCCGCAGCAGGAGGAGGAGCAGGAGGGUCAGCAGCAACAGCUGCAGCAUUUGUCGCCUUCAGAGCUGCUGGGCAUGCACCAACUGCAACUCGAGGGCUGUCAGGAGGCACGCAGGGAGAUCUGGUCGGUCCUGCAGGAACACGACCCCACCAUGGAGUACGGCAACCUACAGAAAGUGUAUACCGUUUCGGGGGACGUCCUUUGGCUCUGCAAGCACCACGUGAAGUCGUACAGGAGCCAGGGACUUCUUCGAGAGUAGCGGUAGCUGCUUAGUAUAAAUAUGCUAACUACAUCACCGUAGUCGUCUACUGCUGUCAUUCUCACAGCGGUUGGUGAAGACGGAGUUGGCUAUUGCGGUUAGAGGACGUACGCGGCGGAGGGCGGAUGCUUCCUGGGCACCUACUGUGAUGCUUCCUUCCUUGCUUCUUUGUGGCGCCUACUACGAGGCACGCAAUCAGGGAUUCCAGACUGGGGCCUAAAACUGACUACUUGGUAGGGCCCUAGCGCAGUAUGCGGACAUCAACUUCCUUGCUCGUUUUCAGGAGGUUUUUUAAGUUAUUGCUUGUAAGGUUUGUUGUGGAGCUCACGCAGAGGAACGUAAGGGCUUUAUUUUCUCCCGGGCGUUUUGUGGCGUACGUACGUACGACAUGCUUGCCGUGCGGCUGGGGUGGGUGGGUCUGGGGCCUGCCUUCCCCAUGUCAUGUGGUUUACAAUUAUACUUCUUACCCUCCCUUCUGAACCUACUGCAAAAGUACGGAGCGAGGGUACACGUACACGAGCGUUUCGAUUAUGUGCCGUUACUAACUGAGACUUAGGAGGAAGGAGGUCGCCUGGCCGCUAUCAUGGCUUUCCUUGGACCUGCGCCUUACGCAUGAUAGCUUGAGGUUGAAUAAUCUGCUUGAUUGGUGGUUAGUGGUGCGUGGGGGCGGGGGUGGGAAUUCCAUAUGCAGACGACCUGCUUGCGCUAAAGCCAUUAUAUUUUUAUUUAAAGAAGAUCCGCCAGUAGUUUCUGUAACAUCCUGCAGACGUGGCUAGCAGUGUUAGUUGGCGUACCGAUUGACGAUGUUUGGACUUCAGGCCGUUGGCCGUUAAUGUUAUUGGCGUGUUAAAACAAGCAAUUGACGUGGCAUGACUGUGACCGUGGCUUUUGGCGCCAUGCGUGUUGUUCUGUGGUACCUCAUCAAAGAGGAUGCCGCAAUGCACGCACUGCUGCCACACCGUUGGCGUUAAGACCGUUUGGGCGAUCUUGAAUUCGGCAAUUGAAUUUGGCUUUUCAUGGCAGAGACCGCGGAAGCUGACCUCAAGAAUGAAGGUUACAUUUUUGUAUGGUCACUUCAUUAAUGCUCCCGUUGCACGCCGCCUCACACUGCGGUAUUUAGAUGCGCACCGUGUAUGUCACCACUACUCAUGUGCCUGGUUACAGUCCAUCUAUCUGCUCCCUCCUUAGGAAGCGCGCUCUUUGCCUUUAUGUGAAAUUUGCCACGGUUAAUGUAAUUUGCAUGCGGAUCAUGCGUACUUCAAAACUUGUGUUAAGGAAACUGGCCGCGAGUCGGUGACUUGUGUGUAAUUGAGCAGAAACAAGAGCAAGCAGUUGGAACUCGUGUGUGUUAAGGAAACACACUUGUGCGUGUGUGUGUGCCUCAACGUGUGGACGUAGGCAGGGGUGUACCCGAGUCAAUUCCUCAAACCUGAUGGAGAAUAGACUGCAGUGCUGUCAUGUCCGGGCGUCUGUUCAUGUGUCUGUAAAACCAUGGCUCCGUGCAUGAGCUUCCGAUUCAGUUGGCCGCUGCUGCUGCUUGCGCUGUAACGUCACUAAUAAGCUGC
Molecule: messenger RNA, 6385 nt
Organism: Astrephomene gubernaculifera
Lineage: Eukaryota; Viridiplantae; Chlorophyta; Chlorophyceae; Chlamydomonadales; Astrephomenaceae
Source: the annotation of a GenBank genome assembly